Messenger RNA from Aphanomyces invadans, 3120 nucleotides. RefSeq names its product CMGC/MAPK protein kinase. Bases 52 to 2286 code for a protein of 744 amino acids. Gene Ontology annotation, cellular component: cytoplasm; nucleus. Gene Ontology annotation, molecular function: ATP binding; MAP kinase activity. The transcript has 9 exons. Lineage: Eukaryota; Oomycota; Saprolegniomycetes; Saprolegniales; Verrucalvaceae. The record is from RefSeq and is a predicted model, not a curated record. Gene Ontology annotation, biological process: intracellular signal transduction; protein phosphorylation.
AGGAUUCACGCGAGGUAAGGGCCGCCCACAACAGAUCAGGCUCCCCGCACCAUGACAAGUGUGUCUGGUCGGACGUCGUCGAGUCGGAGUAGCAAGUAUUGCCAGGCGUCGAUCCCUGAUUAUGUCGGCAAUAGCGGCAGCAUAGGUGGUGGUGCGGUGCCGCGACGAGUAUACCAAACGCGCCACAAGACGUCCAUAUCACGGUUAUUUAAACGCGAUGCACCGAGCAAUCUAGACUCGCCCAUGCAAUUUUCAGGGGACGACGUUGUCAUGGAAGGCGUAUUGACGAAAUUGUCCACGAGCAAGUACUUCUCUAGCAAGCCGUGCUAUUGCAUCUUGCGGUCCGACACUUGGUCGCUAUGCCAGUACAAAAGCCAAUCAGAUCUCAUAUUACUUGGGGAGAUUGUGCUGUCGCAGCAUGACAUUGUGCGCGACGUGAGCGACUGCGAAUCGAUGGGGCCGGUCGUGCACAAGUUCGAACUGUUACGACCCGUGGCGAACCAGUGCGUGCACUUUGCGACGCCGACCAUUCGAAGCUUGGAGCAAUGGAUUUGUGCACUCGAGACAGCGAUUUUUGAACUGAGCCAGCUGGGCAAGCCGGCUCUGCCCCAUCCUCCACAGCCCGAGCUCUCAAUAGGAACAUCAGGAUCCCGAUCGAGUCGGAGCCCAAAGAAAGCAACAGCCACCGAUGACAGUGGCGGUCGACUCGCUCAAUCGAACGAAGACUCGAUGACAGCUGCGUUUGCCGCGGCGACCAUGCUUGAAGACGAACUGCGGAACGAGCCGAUGUGUGGAGAUGUUGAUGACAAUGACUGCAACAACAAUUACGACAACGACAGCAAUGCUUUCCCAGAGACACAUGAGGACAACAACAACGACGACGAUGCGGGGGACAACCAAGAUUUUGGUGAUGACGACGAAUCCAAACCAGCGUAUCCAGGCGCUUCAUCCCACAGCGACCUUGUGGGCGCUUCACCGACGUGCUUUUCGUCAAGGCAGUCGUCGCCCGAGAAGCUCCGCACCCGACAGACGACAUCUUUACUGGGCGAUCGCUUCUUUCGCAAAGUGCCAAGGGUCGCACCAGGCUUGUCCAGCACAGCUGUGCGUGCCGUGCAUUCGUUCAGCGCGAGUGGCCAAGUCUUCACAUUGGACGUCAAGUACAAAUUGAUCAAGCCGAUUGGAACUGGCGCGUACGGCGCCGUCAUAUCAGCCACCAACGACGAGUCGGGGGAGAGCGUCGCGAUCAAGAAGAUCUCCAAUAUUUUUGACGACCUCGUCGAUGCAAAGCGCAUCCUCCGUGAAACGAGGUUACUGGGCCAUUUUAACCACAAAAAUAUCACACGGCUCCUGGAUUUGCUGCCACCGCCUUCCCGCGCCGCCUUCGACGACAUGUACAUUAUUGCCGAGCUCAUGGAAACGGACUUGCAUCAAGUAAUUUACAGCAUGCAGCCCAUGUCUGACGACCACGUCAAGUACUUUUUGUAUCAAAUUCUGUGCGCUCUGCACCACAUUCACUCGGCCGGCGUCAUCCAUCGAGACAUGAAGCCGUCCAACAUCCUGCUCAACUCCAACUGCGACCUCAAAAUCUGCGACUUUGGACUGGCCCGUGGAGGGUUCCCAGAGAACAUAGAGUUGACAGAAUACGUGGUCACAAGGUGGUAUCGCGCGCCUGAAAUCAUGCUGAAUUGCUUGCAGUACACCGAGGCCGUGGACAUGUGGGCGGUGGGGUGCAUUCUGGCCGAAAUGAUUCAGCGGGAACCGCUCUUUCCUGGCAACGACUACAUCCAUCAGCUCAAGUUGAUCAUCAAGUUUAUGGGGACGCCAAAAGUUGACGAAGUCGAGUUUGUCAAGAACGCCAAGGCCCAGCGAUUUCUGACCAAACUCCCUAUUUACAAACCGAGCAAGUUUGAGGACGUGUUCCCGGCCGCGAACGAACAAGCGAUUGACCUCCUGCGACAAAUGCUCGUGUUUAACCCGGCGAAACGCAUCUCCGUUCUCGAUGCACUACACCACCCGUACCUGGAAGCGUUUUUCGAUGCCGCCGACUUGGUCGUAUCGCCGCCGUUCGACUUUGGGUUUGACAUCCCCGACGACAAGCUCACGCGGGACGCGCUCGUGUCGCUCCUCAUGGAAGACAUCGCGACGUUUCAUCCUGAAUUGGACUUGACCGAGAACGCAUACCUGCCGGGUCCGUCAGCAUUUUUGCCGCCACCUCCGCCACCGUCGAGGAGUCCGCCGUCGUCGUCCGCGGGGAACGUCGCCGCGGCUACUGUCAAUGAAGCUUAAUCUACAACGUCCACGCAGAGGGGAGGGUCAUCGUAAUGUGUCGUGUGAGCAGGGUGUGCAAUAAAGUGUGUCGGUAUUAUUUAUUUCGUGCGCACGCGCUUCCACUUGUACACGGGCGGCGCCCCGUUGACACCGUCCGCGACCUUGAACUUUUUGCCUUUGGCCUGCACCGCGCGCUCGAGAUCCAAAUGCUGUCGCAUGCGGUUGAGCUUGUCGGCGCGAUCGAUGCGAUUCGACAGCUCGGUGUACGUGUUGACAGCGGACGCGGUCGGCGGCUCCAGCUGGAUCUGCGCCAAGUCACGCUUCCGCAGCCGGUUGGACGCGCGGGACACGAGGGCGGGCACUGUGUCGAAGUGGGCGGCGACAUCGAAUUUGCGCACGUCAUCUGCGUCGUCCACGAAUACUUUGUGUGUGUUGGGCUUCUCCACGUCGAUAAAGUGCGCCGUGGCUCGCAACUUGUCGGCCUUGGACGAGUCCACACUGCGUUUCAUGUGGAGAUAAGCGGCAUCCUGCGUCUUCAUAACUUUUAACACUUCGGCGGACAGUUUAUCGCGGUGGUUGUUUGUCGACACGUGCUGCCCGUCAACUGUCUGCGCUUGGUUCAUGGAGAAGUAGAACUCGUCCGGGUUGCGGAACGCCGCUUUGAGCUGCAUCGACUUGAGGCGCUUCUCCUUCGAGUGAAAGUCCUGCGCGCGUCGCACAUAGUCCUUGUGCUUUUCGAGGAUCCCGAGCUUCUUCCGGUCUUGGGGCUGCGACCGCUCCUUGUGUUCGCGCCGCUUGACGGCGUUCCGGAGCGACGACAUGGCUCGUUUCGCAAUGCGAGUCGAACUCGCG